UGGUGGCACUUGAUCUUGCUGCCGCCCCGCCACACCGCCGCGCCACCACCUGAACGAGAAACAUGGCCGACGCAGUUCAAUAUGUGAUGGAAAAGAUGAUUCCAGAGCUGGAAGAUCUCCAACAUCUGCAGAUCUUCACCAAGGAUGAGGUCCGACAGAUUGUGCAGAAGCGGCGUGACUUUGAAUACACGAUGAAGCGGACGCCGUUGCGUAAAGUGGAUUGCUUGCGUUAUAUUGAGUACGAGCUCAACUUGGACGCACUCCGCCGCCAGCGCAAGAAACGCAUGGGUCUGACCAAACUGUCUCUGAGUGACCACUCGGGCAUGCAACGUGUGCACAACAUCUUUGAUCGUGCGUUGAUGAAACAUCGUGGUGAUGUCGACUUGUGGCUGCAGCACAUUGCGUUUUGCAAGAACACUGGCAGCUCCAAGCUCUUGUCCAAGCUCUUCACCAAUGCACUGCAACUGCAUCCUCGCAACGAAGCAAUUUGGAUCGAAGCGGCUGCUUGGGAGUUUGCCACCAACCUGAACGUCGACUCGGCUCGAGUGCUGCUCCAACGGUCCAUUCGUAUCAACCCGCACUCGCAAAAGCUGUGGCUCGAAUACUUUCGUCUCGAGUUCCUUUAUGUCCAGAAGCUUCGCACGCGUCGAGAAGUGCUAGGUCUGGACACGGAGAAGACCAAGCCCAAGGAAUUGUCCUUGGACAUUGCCCCAGUGGAUGGGGAAGAUGCCCCAAUUGACGCUACCACGGACUCGGAAUCCAGCACGGAAAAAUCCCGUCAAGAGAUCCUCCAGGGCGCGAUUCCCAAGAUUGUCUUCCGCAACGCUAUUCAAGCCAUCCCACAAAAUGCGGCGUUCCGACUGGCAUUCAUCGCCAUUUGCAACCUGUUUCCGGCCACGUAUGGCCAUCCCGUGGCCAAGUUCAUCUUGGAUUCGACCCUCGCGGACUUUCCCAAUGAUGCCACCGUGUGGAGCUCCUUCUGUGAACAAGCCAUGCACGAAAGCGACAGCGCCGACGUCGAUUCCCGCCGCAAGGUCGCGCUGGAGCGCUUUCAACAAGCCAUCACGUCCACUGUCGACGCCGACGCGAUGCGCAAUGCUUUCAUGCAUUGGUGUGUCUCUGAAUUGGCUCGCACGCCCAGUUCGCCUUGGUUUGGUGCCGAGAUGGCCAAAACCAUUGAAACGCUGGGCCCGCUAUCAUCAACGCUGUACGCCGUGUACAUUGACUACACCCUUCGCGUGACGGGGCUAGAGGCCGCCGUGGCCGUCGCCGCCAAAGCCACCGCGGCGUUCCCUACAUUUGGCACCCUCUGGCAACUGCGAGCUCAACUAGUGCUUCGUCUCGCGUCCGUCCAGCAAGUCCAAGUGCCGACGCCAGCUUCGAAGCGCGCCAAGAAACAACCGACGUCAUCCUCCUCCUCCGUGUACAAGACGGCGUUGACCGUCGUGGAGCAAGGGCUUCGUGUGGCUACAGUCGACACGGACGGCUUGUGGCAGCGCCACGUCCAGCUACUCCUGAGCCAGGGCGGGACCAGUUCGCUCGGGCGCCAGAAAAACGCUUUUCACCGAGCGCUCAAGGCGGCGACGCCAUGGACAGCGGCGUGGUCAACGCUGCGCAUGCAAUUCCUCCAGUGGACCCUUCGCACGCAAGGCGUGGAGGCGGCGCGGACGCUGUACAAGAGCUUCCUCAACGGUCAGAUGCUGCCGCAAGCAGACACGCUGGCGUUGCUGCGGUGGUGCGUGCUGGUGGAAGCCGCGCAAGAAGUGACGCCUGCGGCGAACGCAGCGGUCAAAGGGCUUAUGGAGAAGGUCGUCGACUUGUUUGGCCAAACCGACGAAGAUGUGUGGGUUGAGUACGUGCAAUUCUACCGCGAACGCGGUCUGCACAAGGAAGCCAACGACGUCCACUGGCGCGCCACGCGCGUGUUCCCGUCGUCCACGGCACUCGCGACAUUGCAAGAGUUGAAUUAAAAGAGGAUAACAACGCUCUAUGCAUUGCAUGCUUUUCAUUCGCGUGUCUGUCUUGGGGUGUGGGUUGUAUGAGUGUCGAUAAGGGAUGCGAGCUAGCUCCUUCGAUUUCACUUGAAACACAUGUAGUCAUGGCAUAUAGGUGGAUUGAGUUAGGUAAGGAUCGUGGCUGGUGUUUAUCUGGCUUCAAAUUGGAUCAGCCGCUUGGUGCGCGCCUUGUACAUGAUGCGGUACCCGCACGCACGGCAUCGAAUGGGGUCACGGGCGGCAAGGUAAUUGACAAUGCCGCAGUCCCCGCAGAUGUAUUUGAUUUCAGGGUCCUUCAGCAUGGCUGCAGAAGAGCCGUACUCGCCGGCGGUGCCGCCCGGCGUCGGCGCUGGUGUCAUGCUUCCGUCCAUGUGGUUGGGUGGUGGCAAAU
Molecule: messenger RNA, 2385 nt
Organism: Aphanomyces astaci
Lineage: Eukaryota; Oomycota; Saprolegniomycetes; Saprolegniales; Verrucalvaceae
Exons: 11
Coding region: 63-1970 (635 amino acids)
Biological process (GO): maturation of SSU-rRNA from tricistronic rRNA transcript (SSU-rRNA, 5.8S rRNA, LSU-rRNA)
Cellular component (GO): small-subunit processome; Pwp2p-containing subcomplex of 90S preribosome
Molecular function (GO): snoRNA binding; protein binding
Source: RefSeq, a predicted model, not a curated record